Daucus carota subsp. sativus is the source of this 1284-nucleotide messenger RNA. Its product is annotated as chitinase 10. Gene Ontology annotation, biological process: cell wall macromolecule catabolic process; chitin catabolic process; carbohydrate metabolic process. NCBI's taxonomy places the organism in Eukaryota, Viridiplantae, Streptophyta, Magnoliopsida, Apiales, Apiaceae. The transcript has 2 exons. The record is from RefSeq and is a predicted model, not a curated record. Gene Ontology annotation, molecular function: chitinase activity. Bases 365 to 1189 code for a protein of 274 amino acids.
AUGAACUUCUUCUCCAGAAGGUUAGAAAGUUCAAGACACAAUCUGCAUUUGACAUUGCAAAAAUCGAAUUUAUUUUCGAAAAUGUCAAAACAGAAAAAUUCUCCCCUCUAGGCGUUGAAAAAAUCACCCAAGUGCCUCCAUUGAUAUUAUAAUCACAUGAUCAGUUAAGAAGAUUCUCACAAGAUUGACUGGUUCAAAGGGAAUUGGGUGGUUGAAAACCAAAAGCAGACUCCAUUUCUUACAACUCUUAAAAAUAAAAAUCGAAAGCUGACUUGUGACUUAUUAUACGCAAGCCACUGAGCCUAGAAUCGCUAUAAAAACCCGUUCACUUCACAACAAUGAACCAUCCCCUAGCUACUUAGAAAUGGCACCACCUCUCUCAAUUCCUCUAUUGCUUCUCACAAUACUAGUCUUUUCUAGCACAUUGUUCUCUUCAUCAGAAGCUAGAAAUGGUAUCAAAAUCUCCUCUUUAAUCAGCCAAGACUUGUACAACUCGAUUUUCUUACAUAAGGAUGAUUCUGCAUGCCCUGCUAAGGACUUCUACCCGUAUUCCGCUUUCAUUGAGGCAACUGAACGGUUUCCCAGGUUUGGAAGCUGCGGUAGCCUGGCUACCAGAAAGCGGGAAAUAGCUGCGUUUCUGGCUCAAAUCUCUCAUGAGACGACCGGGGGGUGGGCGACUGCACCAGAUGGACCGUAUGCCUGGGGCUUGUGCUUCAAGGAGGAGGUUAGUCCUGGUAGUGAUUAUUGUGACUCGAGUAAUCAGCAAUGGCCUUGUUAUCCUAACAAAACUUACCAGGGCAGAGGACCUAUUCAGCUUUCAUGGAACUACAACUACGGUCCUGCUGGAAAGGCCUUAGGAUUCGACGGUCUCAGAACUCCAGAAAUCGUUGCCAACAACUCAGUAAUCGCGUUCAAAACCGCCCUCUGGUUCUGGAUGACCGAGCAGAAGCCUAAGCCAUCGUGCCACGAUGUCAUGAUCGGACGCUACAAGCCGACUGCUGCUGAUAUAGCAGCUAACCGGACCGCGGGAUUCGGGUUGGUGACAAACAUAAUCAAUGGAGGGCUAGAAUGUGGCAUUGGGAGUGACUCAAGAGUGAAUGACAGAAUUGGUUUUUUUCAGAGAUAUGCCAAGCUGUUUAAUGUUGACACUGGAAGUAACUUGGAUUGUGCAUCCCAGAAAUCAUUUUAAUCACUGUUUUUCAUUUCUUGCCUCUAACUUUAAAUUUCUACACAAAAUGUAUUAAGAUUGCUGUUUGUGUGCAAAGAGAAGCUAAUUCUGCUGAA